This is a messenger RNA of Magallana angulata, 1508 nucleotides long. RefSeq lists its product as uncharacterized. Gene Ontology annotation, molecular function: scavenger receptor activity. The record is from RefSeq and is a predicted model, not a curated record. The transcript has 4 exons. Lineage: Eukaryota; Metazoa; Mollusca; Bivalvia; Ostreida; Ostreidae. Bases 127 to 702 code for a protein of 191 amino acids.
UGCUUAUAAUAAAUAAUUCCCUCAAACAAUUUCCUUUCCGUGUUAUAGUGCUUGGCUAAAUGUAAUGCACAGACUGUAAUAUGCGUGUUUAAUGUUUUCCUUUUUUGAGUAUAUUGAUGAUUAACUAUGGUCAAUCAAAUUACGGGCAUGCAUAUAUUUCAACUGUUAUAUUUAUAUGCAGAAAUAAUUAGAUUGUUCAGCUUGAGCAUAGCCACACAGUGCAGACACGAUAAAUACUACAAUACGAAGAUAAACAACUGUACUGAUUGUCUUCCGGGAUACUAUGGACAAAACUGCAGGAAAUCUUGUCGAUACCCGAACUACGGUGUCAGUUGUCAAGAAGGAUGCAAUUGCUCAAAGAUAGCAUGCAAUCACAUAAUUGGAUGUAAUGACAACGCUUUAGAUGGACAUGACAACAAUAAUGGUCAUCUACUGAUCAUCGGUCUUUUGGUAGGGAUUGGAGUUGCGCUGAUAAUUGUCGCUUGCUUCAUUAUAACUGCAAGAAACAGAAGAUUCUAUACUAGGCAAAUCAGAGAAAAUGCCCAUUACAUUGGAUCGGUGGCGACUGAACAUAGCAUGACAACUAAUAUGUAUAACCCCUUGGAGCCAUGUACUCGUCAUUGCAGUGAAAGCGAAGCUACGGACAGUGGUGUAUACAUGUUAGCAGGGACACUUCGAUAUGAACACAUAAAUCUCGAAUAAAUAAUCCGUUACGACUGUUAUCAAGAACUUUUGACCAUAAUCUUGAACAAGAUAUUGUGCUGAAAAAGUGCUGAAUUAUGUUAGUAAUUGUAUACAACGUCAUUUAAGAUUAUUUCAAGCUUGCUGCUAUCCAUAAUUGACAUAUGUCAGGAAGUGAAAUUUUAUAUGUGUUUACAGAUCAACCUAUAUUCAUAUAGCUCUACAACUGAUCUUCACUCUUAAAUGCAUUUGUUAUAUACAAUCCUUUGAAUUAAUAAAUAUCAAUGAAAUGAUAUCAACACUAUCCGAUAUAAUAUGUCAGAUGUAAAUUCAUGAUUAAGUAUUUACAUUGUAUUAUAGAUUUGCAAUAUUUUAAAAUACAUAUAAGAUAUACAAUUUAACUUUUAAGUGAUCUGAUUUGUAAUAUAUAUAUAAACUUUUAUUACAAACAAAAGUGAAUAAAAGUAUAACAUUGAAAUACAGUCUAAGCAUGGAGGAAGUUUUUCUACAAAUGAAAAUUGCAAUAUAAGUAGGUAACUGACCACUUGAAAUAACUUUAUGUUUACAAAUAUAGAAUUUCCUCUUUCCGCGACUUAAUGGUUGCAUAGUUCAAAAACUAUAACAUCAAUUAGUGUUAUGAGUUACAAACAUUUGCAUUUUGUGUUAUGGAAAUUCCUUAUUGUAUAUAUAUUAAUUAUAUUUGUAUUGUAUAUUUAAGUCACGAAUAUUAUGUGUAUAGUAAUUAUUUCUUUUUCUAUGUUUAAAAUUCUUAAAUGAAAUUAAAUUCAAUGCAGCCACUAAAUACAUGUGCAUGUGUCAAUAUAGAU